AUGCUGGCCGGUCUCCUGACUGGGGACAAAACCAAUUCCAUUGGUGGCUGCAUCACACGAUGUUACUUUGUUGGUUUCUUUGCAGCCACUGAGAGUUAUCUCCUAGCCGUGAUGUCUUAUGACCGGUAUCUAGCAAUAUGCAAACCACUGAAUUAUGCAGCCUUUAUGAAUGGCUGUUUCUGCCUCCAACUAGCAGCUGGGUCUUGGGUAAGUGGGUUAUUGGCUAGUUCCAUAGUAACAGGUAUGUUAUUACAAUUAACUUUCUGCGGUCCCAAUGAAAUUGAUCAUUUCUUCUGUGAAGUUACACAAAUAAUAAAUCACUACUGCAAUGAUAUCUACCAUUUGGAACUUGUACUUACCAUUCUGUCUGCUUUAUUCACAUUGCCCCCAUUUGCUUUAACUGUGAUGUCCUAUGUUUGUAUCAUCUCCACCAUCCUGCGAAUCCCUUCCAACACUGGGAGGCAAAAGGCCUUUUCCACCUGCUCCUCUCACCUGAUCGUGGUGACAAUUUUCUAUGGGACCCUGAUCAUUGUGUAUCUGCUACCAAAAACCAAUACACUCAGAGACCUCAACAAAGUGUUCCCUGUCUGCUACACAAUUCUGACUCCUCUGGCCAAUCCCUUCAUUUACAGCCUGAAAAAUACAGAGAUAAAAGAGGCACAGAGAAAAAUUUUCAGUGAAUGUGUACAUUUUAGAAGACUUCAAAAUUGCUACUGUAGUUUUUGA
Molecule: messenger RNA, 726 nt
Organism: Terrapene triunguis (Three-toed box turtle)
Lineage: Eukaryota; Metazoa; Chordata; Testudines; Emydidae
Product: olfactory receptor 10A7-like
Exons: 1
Coding region: 1-726 (241 amino acids)
Biological process (GO): G protein-coupled receptor signaling pathway
Cellular component (GO): membrane
Molecular function (GO): G protein-coupled receptor activity; olfactory receptor activity
Source: RefSeq, a predicted model, not a curated record